Plodia interpunctella (Indianmeal moth) is the source of this 7973-nucleotide messenger RNA. RefSeq names its product Rho guanine nucleotide exchange factor 2 (gene RhoGEF2). The record is from RefSeq and is a predicted model, not a curated record. The transcript is spliced from 40 exons. Gene Ontology annotation, molecular function: G protein-coupled receptor binding; guanyl-nucleotide exchange factor activity. Bases 284 to 5344 code for a protein of 1686 amino acids. Gene Ontology annotation, biological process: G protein-coupled receptor signaling pathway. Gene Ontology annotation, cellular component: cytoplasm. NCBI's taxonomy places the organism in Eukaryota, Metazoa, Arthropoda, Insecta, Lepidoptera, Pyralidae.
UUUCUUUUAUGACAUCAAGCAAAAUGGCCGAAGUUUGUUAGAGUGCGAAAGACGUCUUUGCGAUGAUAUUUAAUUUCGUGUUAUAGCUUUUUGUAAAUAAACAUCAGUGCAAGUGCUGUGUAUUGUGUAGUUAUCAGUGGUUGUUCAAAUUGUGAUUCCUGAAGUGUACUCGUAUUAACUGCACGUUUUUCUGGGGAGCUGUAUGACAGUGUUUUGUGUCUUGUUUUCACUCAUAAUUUCACCCUGACAUCUGUUUUGGAUUUAUGUAUACCUGAUCACGGUGAUGCUGGGCGGGGCUUCGUCGCCGGGCGGCGACGACCUGCUCACGGUAACCGUCGUCCGGGACGAGCACGGCUAUGGCAUGAAGGUGUCAGGUGACAACCCAGUGUACGUCCAGUCUGUGAAGGAGCAUGGCGCUGCGUGGCGCGCGGGGCUGCGAGCCGGCGACCGCAUCCUGCGCGUGGACACCGUCGCGGUGCACAACCACACGCAUCAGCAAGUCGUGCACAUGAUACGAGCAAACCCUACGACAGUACUGACGGUGCAGCAGAACUCAUCACGACAUAAAAAGCCAAUAACUGUCACAGCACCGUUACCAGUCAACCUGGAAAAGCAAAGACAGUUGGAGGCGUCCAAAAUAGAGACUGUCCAGAGAAUGCUGCGUCAGGAGCAAGAUUACAUUAGGCAAUUGCGGAAUGAACUAUCAAAAGUGCCGGACGUUAGAAAACAAUCUCAAGUAGAAAUGGCGGAGAAGAGGUGUGCCACACUGCAAAAUGAGAUAGACAUCAUCCGAGCCGGACAGCAGCCGGAAGCGCUCAGCGACCGCCGGCCCGCGCCCGACAAGAGCUUCCUGUCCGCCAUCCCGCGCUCGCUCAGCAACCUCACCGGGCAGAGUCUGAGGAACCUCCGCCAGAAACAGAAGCAGGAAAACCAACCGCCUUUGGUCAGGCAGAACUCCGACGAGUCCAAUAACAAAAGACGGCAUAACAACACCGUUCCGAUUGUGCCGACGACGUGUUUGGACAACGUGACGCCUCCACCCUUACCGCCGAGAUCUAUCGAACGACCGCCGAAAAGAAAUCCGCUAUCGCCUACCAUGUCCCCGGUGAAUCCUUUGGCGAAACCGUCGGGUUCACAGAAGAAUUAUUACAAGAAACCGUUUCCGAUGCACCAGUCGAUGCCGCCGUACAAAGAGGAUAAUAAAUUCAGACGGUCGUCGCAUUCGUUGGACGGGGAUUUGGACGGGCCGCAACCUAAUUCGAUAGCGUUGCAAAUGAAUUAUCCGCUCGUGAACCAACCGCCGCCGCCCUUGCAGACGGACAAUAGGACCGGAAUUCCUGUCUUGCACGUGAGGAGUAGAUCGUCUCCGGAACAGAUGGACCAUGAGUUACCUAGAUCUCCAGUGUCGGCGGCGGCGGCGGCGGCGGGCGCGGACAAGGAGGGCUGGGAGCGCGGCACGCCGCCGCCGGGCACUCCGCCCCCGCCCUACGCGCACAACACACAGCCCUGUGCCGACCCUCAGCGGGCGAUCAUCUCAAUGGAGGAAGACGAUUCACCUGCUUCUGACAACUCAACAUAUAGCGGCCUGUUUUCGAAUCUUCGCUGCGUGCGAGAAUCCAAAGCAAGGACGGCCGUGUUGCUCAAUUGGUUGUUAGGCGAAAGGAGGAGUGCGACGGCAGGUUUAGUUCUGGUUCUCACCGACGGCUACCGCGGCGCUAGCGGCGUCACCAAUGCUACUCUGAGGCGAUGGGCCUACGAGAUACAUUCCACAUUCAUCAUGCCCAAUGCUGUUUUACAGCUAAGCGGCGUGGACGAAAAUAUGGCGAAUGAAAUUGAGCAUGUUUUAGUUAAUGAAUACGACAAAGACGAACUCCUGCGCAAUGUGUUUCGCAAAGCGAGACAGAAAGCUAAAGAGGAGCUCAGUCGACAACUGAGCGAAUUCCAGGUCAAGAGGCAAGUUGGUCUGGGCAUGCUGUAUGGGCCUGAGGAUUCUGUGCUCGAGAGGUGUGACGUCGAUAAGGCUCAGGAGGUGGUAGUGGUAGAACGGCUGCUGUGCCCGCGCCUGAGCAGCCUGGCGUCCAGCGGCGCGUGCGGCGGCCACGCGGCCGACGCGCACUGCGCGCUGCUGCAGGCGCUGUAUGCGGCCGCCAUCUGUCUGCAGUGCAGGGCCGCGUCCGUUGCGUCCGCGGUGGGCAACACUCGGGCGUCGUUCCUACAAAGAGAUAAACUUUACAAGCAGAAGGUGAAACAACUGGCGAAGCAGCAUCCGCAACCUUUUAUAGUGAGAGGGCACCACUUGCAGCUGCAAGCGCUGACGUCGGUGGGCCACUGUCACCACUGCGACAACGCUAUCUGGGGGCUGGCGCCGCAGGCCUACGUCUGUACAUAUUGUAAACUAAGGGUGCACCGCGCGUGCGCGAAGCAGGUGGAAGAGGGGUGUUGUUUAGACGGCGAACAUCACAAUAAUAGGAUAUCACGGUUUAUGGAGAGGAUACACAGCAAUCAACCCAAUAGUCAAGAUGGAGGUGACAAGAAAUCGCGGAAGGCGUCGACGAAUUCGCACUUUCUCAACAUGGAACGAAGCUUUCGCAAAAUGGAAGACGAACCUUUUUGGGACCAGACUUUGACGCCUACUUCAGUACCAGGAGAAUCGAGACGAGAAGGUUCCACGGAAGAACAAACGGCGCCUGAAGCCGACGUCGACACUAGCGACGCCAACACGAAGGAUGCGCCUGAUAAGGACAACAAGCUUGGUUCGAACUGGCGAGCGGCGACACCUAGCGGGCGCGGCGUGAACCGCGCGGAGAGCUGUCGCGAGCGGGACGCGCCGCGCCGAGGCAAGCACAGGAACGCUUCCGACCCCAACCGCCUCACCGCGCACAACAACCAUCAUGUCCUCCACAGUGAUCUGGAGCCGAGCGCCGCGACCGCGCCCUCCGGCAGCUCCAGCAGCUCCAGCCUCUCCUCGCGCAGCAACGAGAGCAACACCGUGCAAGCUGACCAGCACGCUUCGCAAUCGGACUGGUCGGAGGAGGACGAGCCGCUGGCUGCGCAGUGGGCGGACAGCCUGCCACCGCACGUCCUAGACUCCAUUCUGUCUCUGUCGCACACGCAGAGGAAGCGGCAGGAGGUUAUUCACGAGCUCAUAGUCUCGGAAGGGUCGCACGUGCGCUGGCUCAAGGUACUGGGAGGAGUAUUCCUCCGCCCCCUCGAGAUCCACCCCGCGCUCCUCCCCCCCGAGGAGCUGAGGGCAUUGUUCCCCAAUCUCCCUGGAGUGAGAGAGAGGCACGCGAGGUUGUACGCUGAUCUGAAGACGAUCAGGGCUGAAGCGCCGUCACAUAUCGUGCCUAUCAGGCCGUUGGCCGAUGCUUUGUUGAAUACGCUCGGCGAAUCGGGUUACUCCGCGUGUUUGGCGCGCUUCUGCCGCGGACAGCGAAUGGCGCUGGACUCGCUGAGGGAGCGACGCCGCAAGAACAAGGAGUUGCACCAGUUCCUGGCGUCUAGGGAACAGCUGCCGUUGUGCGGGAGGUUGCAGCUGAGGGACUUGUUGGCUUGCGUGUGGCAGAGGCUAACAAAAUACCAGUUGCUGCUGGAGAGUGUGAUAAAGACAGUGGACGAGAGCGAGGGAGACAGCGCGGAGGACAUCGCGCGGCUGCGGCGCGCGCUCGACACCGCCAAGGACGUGCUGCACAGUGUGGACACCGCCAUACGGACUGCUGAGAACGAACACAGAUUGCGUACAAUACAAAACAAACUGGAAGUCCGCGUGGCCAGCAGCGGGCCGGAGUGGGAGGAGGUGAGGAGGCUGGACCUCAGCCAGCACUCGCUCCGGUACGAGGGGGAGCUCACCAUGAGGAACGACAGCAACAAGAAGAUGAGCGUGCUGGCUCUGAUGCUGGAAGAUUGUCUGGUGUUGUUACAUCGCGAAGGUGACAAGUUUAUAUUGAAGCCCAUACCGCAGCCCAGCCAGCCUGGGCUGUUGUCGCCACUUAUCAGAUGGGACAAGGUUCUAUUUCGCCCGAACGCCGCAGUCCGCAAUACAUUCUUCCUGAUGAACAUCAACGGUGUACAAAUGCACGAGCUGUCGUCCACGCCCUCUGAAUACGCCAAUUGGGUGAAGCACAUCCAAGACGCUCCACUCGCGAAGUUGGCUGAAGCCAAACCCAACAUUACGCCUUCGCACCAGCCCAGUCGCUCGACUGAUGAUUCAGGUAUCAACGUUUCCCGCAAUCCAUCGGACGCUUCAGAAAAAUCGGAAAAGUCUGAGAAAUCCAUCCCUCAUUCUGACGACAUACCUUCAGAAAGCGAGCGAGACAGACAAUCGCUGGAACGCAGCUCCAUCGAGAGGGAAAGAGACGACAAGAAAGAUGAUAAAGAGUCUGAGGUGGCGGACAGAGAGGAGAAGCAUAUCCCGCGACGGCCCACAGUGGGGCGCAUCAGCACGCACCGCAGCCCGCCGCGCCCGCUGCAGCCGCGCGCCGCCGUCACGCCGCUGCCGGCCGCGCUCCGCACCCUCACCGCGCUCACGCACCACGAACGGCUCCGUCGCCUCGACGACGGCAUUUCCAAGAUGUUGCGGGCCAAGAGCGCCGUGGUCGCGGAUAUGUUGGGAGUCCCGCCGAAUUGCUAUGCGCAAGUCUCUGAAUUAGCCGUAGCGGAUACUUUGGGACAAGUUGACGUCCGCGGUGAGCUCCGCUUGUGGCGGCAGUCGUCGCGCGGCAGCAGCGCCGACGAGGACGCUGCCGAGCCCGACCUGCACCAGCUGCUGCUGGCUGCGCACGCGCAGACGAGCCACCUGCUAGAAGGUCUAUCGAAGAUGACGAACGUGAGCGAGGCGGCCGCGGUGUCCGCGCGCAGCGGCCGUCGCGGCCGCUGCGGCCGCUGCUGCCGGCGAUACGAUGAACCACCAGAACCACUCAUGGACAAAUCCUUACAAGAAGAACCGAUCGCAGCCGAAUCGCGACACCGGCCCGAGUUGUCAACGACCAGCGCUAUGGACUUGUUGUCGGACACAUCAUUCGAUAUGUUGUCCGAUUUGGACGCCGGGGUCGAUGUCGAAGACGACGAUGAUGGACUGGAUGUAAACCUAUCGAGUGCAGAAAUGGCCGCCCGACUGUCCACAAUAGCUGGCGGCCUUACGGGCACGCUGUCGCGGCUGCUGGCCGCCGUCCCCGCGCUGGAGGCGUCGCGGCGAGCGCUGCGAAACGAACUGAGCGCUGUCCGGGAAGCGAACGAUGCGCUCAGAGCCAGAUAUAGGACUGAACACCAAAUGACGGAAGACACUGCGUUACCCAAAGCUGGCCCGGACCAGUCUAUACAGGACCAGCCGAGCAACGGGGGUUGAUCUCGCUUCUUCGACUAAAACAAUCGAAUUGACUACAGGUGACACCACACGCGUAACACGGCUGGUCCUGUGGCGCCGCCCAGCGGACGUAAACGUAACUAAAACUUCUAACAUCUCCCUUUUCUAUGUAAUCUCGUGCGACAGUGGUGCCCUCGCGUUCAAAACGAGCGACACGAUGUUCCCAAAAUCAAUUUAGCAUUUAUUUUAUUUUCUGUUUUAUUUUUCGUCAUCAGUUACAUUCGAAUAUGACUAGGAUCGCACUCGUAUCCGAACCUGUGUAUAUUUUGUAAUAAUUGUUUUAACUGUUAUAAAUUAACCCAUUAAGUACUAAAAACCUAUUACGUAGUAUUAAAAAAAAUAUAUGAUUUUUAUUCCAUAAAUAAGUCUAUGCUAUGUGAUCGAUUAAGUGGAAAAUUUACUUUAUCCUGUAAUUAUAUUAAAUAUUUUUCCAAAAUUAUGAAUUUUAAGUUAUAUGUUUUGAUAGGUGAUGUAAAUAAGUACAUGUUUUAGAUGAUAUAUAACUCGACCAUAUAUUGUAUGUUAUAUUUUUCUGUAUAAAACAUAUUGUUAUUUGAUACGAUUAUUUACUUUUUGGACGUGUUUAAGAAUAUAUUCGAUUCGGAAGUAUUACAUAUGACAAUAUAAAUUCUCAUUUGAAUAAAAAAAUGCUUUUUCAAAAAGUGACCAGAUUUUUUUGAAAUUAAAAAAUGAGAUUUAUAAUUUUUCGGAACGCUCGAUCGUGUGUUGAGAACUUUAAAAUUAUUUAUUAAAUCGGUGUUUUGUCUAAAUUAAUUUAGUUAUUUUUCGAGCGUUUCCUUGUUUUUCUAUAUUUUUCAGUUAACGCGUUAAAUGCGUUGUUGAAAUAAUUCGCUUUUUUGUGGUAGAAAUGAGGGAUAAACGUAUUUUGAUUAAAAGUUCUAUAAAAAUGUGCAUGUUUAAAUGUUAUAAUGUAUUUUGAAAACGCAGUUCACUAAACAUAAACAAUAUUGUAUGCAUUUAAAAUGUAGAAUAAUGUUUAAUCAUCGAUUAAAAAUGUAUGUUUAGUGAACUAUUAUAACACCCAGUGUAUGAUUUAAUCAGUAGUCGAACUGUAUUUCGCGCAGUUUGUAAACUCAAAACAUAUAAAGCUUGAAGAUAUUUUUUAAACUAAAUAAUAUUUUUGAAAUUAUAUUAGACAUAUAUUUUCGAUCUCACCAAUAGUAUCCGAAAUUAUUUAUUAAAAUUAUUAUACUUACACCAAAUAAAAAUCAAAAAUAUUUUGCACGUUCUAUUUUCAUUAACUUUUUUUAAAUAAAAAAGUACCCUCGUUUCUGCCUAUAGAUGUAAGUUGUAUGUACAGACACAAAGUGCCCUAACUCAGUACCUAGAUCAUGCCAUAUUUUGUGCUCAUACAUUGACUCAUACAUAAGCUGUUCAAUUUAUGUCAACAAUAUACAGCACGUUGUAGUGUUUAAUCCGUGAAACAUGAUAAGAUAAAAAUUGGUUUGAAAUACGAAACCUCAAAUACAUAACAUUUAUUUUAUUUAGACAGAAAAUCAAUAAAUGAAAUCUUAGGAUUGCCUAGCGUUUGUUACAAUGUAAAUGUUGGUUGUUGAUUUGCCAUAAAAUAUCGAAAUGUAAGGAAGAACUAAAUUUAUUUAUUCGUCGUGUGGCGAAUUAACUUGAAUACAUGUGCAAAAUAUGUUUAGACUGACAUCUUUCCCUUUUACAUGACAUACAUUUUCUCAGGGCAUAGCUUGCCCUCAGGGUAAUUACAAUAUGGAACUUAUAAAUACUUAUAAAUAAUGACUUGUUGAUUGAGGAAAAUUGACAGAAACCUCUUGUAAAAUUAUCCAUAACUUUAAUAAGAAAUUAAAAUAAAAUUGCCUUUAAGCAUGUAAAGGUAUCCAACACAUAUUGAUUUUGUUCACAUCUUAAAUAGAUUUUCGCAUUUCAUUGUUUUUAGAAUCGUGUGGCAUUAUAAUAUUAUCAUACACGCACAUGAAGAAUUAAAUUAUAUUUUAUCAUUCCACAACACAUACAACGUCCUGUACAGACCAUAUAACGUGUCACAUUUUGGAUAGCUUGUGAUCUAAAUAGUUCUGUGUACCUUUAUAUGUAAUAUAGAUUAACGCCAUUGUCAUAGCCACGUUUUAUAUAAAUAUAUACAUGCAAAUAUACAAAUAUAUAUUUAAUAUGUUUUAUACCGUAGGCUAGGUGUAGACCAAAAUAAACCCAUCCAUUUUUCCCUUUUAUAUAUGUAUCAUUGAGCUUCGAAUUUGGUAUUUGAUGGAUAAUGUAAGAACAAUUUAACGCUUAGGGUAUAGUUAUAAAAAUCGUAUAGUUUGGAUCUCUUUUUUUUGUACAUCAUUCGGCUUUUUAUACGAAUUUGAAAAAAUGCAUCAAAUUAUUUUCAAAAAUAUGUUACAACAAUAACUAUAACGAAGUGGUUCUGGUUCAGUAACUAUGUCCUAGCCAAUAACUAUGAUAAAGAAUAUUCUACUAAUCAUAGGGAUCUAAGCAUGAGGUCCAUUGGAGCCUGUGUCACCCCGAGCCCUCUCCAUCGCUUCCUGUUCGCUUUAACACUGCAUAUGACAAAUAUUGUAAUAAAUAGUUAGUGGUAUAAAUAAAAUACCGUUAUACAAAUGUG